Molecule: messenger RNA, 1468 nt
Organism: Dicrocoelium dendriticum
Lineage: Eukaryota; Metazoa; Platyhelminthes; Trematoda; Plagiorchiida; Dicrocoeliidae
Source: the annotation of a GenBank genome assembly
AUGAGAGCCAAUCGGAAGGCCUUCAAACUCAGAAAAAAGGAGAGAGACCUCGAACGGAUCAAGACCUUGUUGGCAGAGGGAGUUUACACGAACAAACGUUUCAUGAAACAAAGUGUAGCAAAUAAAGUUGCCACUGCCUUCGAGAACGGAAUCAAGAUAUGCAUUGAUUGCGCAUUCGAGUACUGCAUGACCGUGAAGGAGUGCAACAAAUUAUCGCAGCAGGUUUGCCGUGCCUAUGGAGCCAACCGAAGGCACGCUUGCCCUGUCAGUUUGCACUUAGUUAAUUUUUCACCUUCUGGGGUGCUUGCGAAUAUUUGCAGAGCAAAGUGUGACGGUUUCGACAAGUACCAACUUGGGAGGCACACGGAACCUGCGGGUAAAGUAUUCGGUGAUUACAAAGAAAUCAUUUAUCUUUCGCCUGAUGCCCAGGAUCCGCUCCUUUCCCUAUCCGAAGACACAGUAUACGUGAUCGGAGGUAUGGUAGACGAGCAUCUGAUGAAGGGCAGAAGCCUUAAAGAGGCGGAAGAACAAAAGUGCAGAGCUGUGCGACUACCAAUACAUACUUCUGAUCCACUCCUCAAAUAUGGCAGCAGUCAUCCACGCGGAUUGAUCUGAUCUCCAGAGGACUAAACGAUUUUCAGGAUUUCGGUUUUUGAAGCACGGGGUCUAGCUGAUUUAGCAAUGACCACGGGUCUUUGCUUCUCCCCGCACUUGAGCUAGCGCACAACAGAACUGUGAAACGUGCUUUGGAAUGUUUUCAACUCUUACAGUUGUCAUCUAGUAUAACAAAGCAUCUGUUACGCAUUUCCUUGGAAAUGAGACUGCAAUCGUCAGCGUUAAAAAUGCCAUCAUUGUUUGGUUGACCAUGUGAAUCCUGUGUGUUGAUUUGGCUCUCCUUUGGCACAUCAAUGCACUGGAUUCCCUGUUGGAUCAACGAGGUUUUCGAAGGUGGAACAUUCACGGUCCCACUUGAACUUAAAAAAUUUUGGUGGUCUUGAACAAAGUCUUCAGACCCUCUAUUGAAUUCAACACACAAAACUCUGGGAAAUUUUAUGUCGGACUUUAAAUAUCUCUAGCCAGCCACUGGAUGCCUGGAAAUCUGUAGCUCCAAAUUUUUGUGAGAACCUUUUAGCCAUUUCUUGAAUCAUCGGCUUAAAAAUUCGAGUGUUAGCUGCGCUCAUUUGCUUGAACCACCGCAGCGUUGCCUCAUUGACUUGAUCAUGUGAAGUUUUCCUCCUCUUACGCUGUGGAUCUCCUCCUUCAUUAUCCGUAUCUCUCCAAGUACUCGUGUUUAUGUCUUGCUGACAGCAAAACGCUCUACCACUUUUCUUUGGCUCUGCUUUCCAGAAAAUGUAGCAAACUAAUUUUACCUUCAAGGUCAUCCCAGAAGUCUUUUCUUUGGGCCAUGAUGUUGAAUUACUCGAUCCUAAAUUGUUCAGAGCACGGAGUGGAUCUAAGGUCUAUAGUU